UUUUCGUGAAUUCCUAGUUGGUGUUCAGCAUUUUUUGUGUACGAUGUUGGCGUAAGCGGAACCGUACACAUUCAGUUGGUUGUGAAAGGGGGCUAUCUUUAGAUGAGCACAUUAGCUGGUUAAGCUAGUGGGAGUUUGCGCCAUGGGGAAGUGCAAGUUUAAUGGUAACUGGAUGGUUAAUCCCACGUUCACCACAUGGUUCGCAUCGGUUCCAGACAAUAGCUGGAAAUUAUAGCUUAAAUUUAAUUUUAAAAAUAGCUUAAAUUUGGUCAAAGUGGCCUUAAAAAAGGUCUUAAAAAGUCUUAAAAUUGACUCCCUUAAACCUGCAGAUACCCUGGUCUUCUAGAUGUGUGUCCAGUCAUCGGUCCACCUCAUGACUGUGAAUCCUACCGACCCAGAAUGGGACCUUUGCAGGUGUUUUGAGUUGAUUUGAUGACUAGGGUGUGACAUAACGCAUAAACUAAAACGAUUAAAUUACAUGAAGUAAAGGCCCUAACUAUUUGUGAUAAAUCUAUUAUUAAUUUAACCUAAAAUAAAUGACAAAACCUAUUACACAUUUGAGUUGUCCCCUCUAACUCCCAAAGUUAGGCGCUAGAUCCCCAAGAAUGUUCAAAUGAUUGAUGGAUGUUGAUAAAAACCAAAAUUCAACAGUUCCUCCAGUCCAGUGGGACCGCAACCCGACAGUCCCAAAACCCUCAAGCAUGUCCUGGAUCAAAUCUUGUAUCUCGAAGGUGUGGUUUUCUGACAUUGGUUCAUUCAACCAUAUGAUUAUUUAACUUAUGAGUUGUAAAAGUUCACUUUUUGUUCUGAGUGUGGAAUCCAGCAGUCUGAGAUAAGAGGACAGCCUUUGUUUGGAGACCUAGGUUGACAAUCUUGACUUUAUGGAAUGUCAACAAGCACUGCAGACUCUUCUGGGUGUUAGAAGAUAGAAUAGAAAAUCCACCUAGAUAGUGGAAUUACUUCUGUAGACGACCAGUCAUUAUGUAAGUCAAUAUAUGGAUCAAAAUGGACCUUUUCUGGACGUUACAACUAGUUAGAGCAGGUGGAAAACGAAGCAGCUCCAUUCCAUGGAAGUGAAUCCGGCUCCGGGUUUGUCUGCAGCCCAGUCAUGCUGCUGGGCUCAUAUUCAGUCCAAUACUGCAGCGGGGAGCGCGCACACAAAUUUUGCGCGCUCCCCGAAGCGCGCACGGAUGAAGGUCACUUAAACACAAAAGGCUUUCAGCGAUGCGGUCCGAUAUGGCGCAUGCGCGAUACCGAAUCGAGCGCUUUAUGGACCGCAAUAUGGCGAAGAUGUCUGUCAGCAAGAACACGGACCGGGACCCCGAGAGGGUCAAAGAGGAGGAUGAUGAUGAUGAGCACCAGGAGGUCCAGAUCUCAGAGGAGGGGGAGGACGAGGGCACCACCAGAGAUGAUGAGGAUCCAGAGCCAGGACGCACACCAGGGGGCACUCAGGCGGUCCUGAUGCGGAAUCUGGACCGGGGACAGGAGUCCAGUGAAGACCUCUAUCAGUCAGAACCGAACAGGCUCAGCGAAAACACCCGACUGGCGACCCGGUAUGCGGUGAGGAUUUUCAGAGAGUUCCUCAGUGACAAAGCCCAAAGUCCAGAAUUUGAAACUCUGGACAAGCACGCGCUCUGCGCUGUGCUGCGCUCUUUUUACGCGGAGGCGCGCUCUAAAAGCGGACAGGUGUACAGCAAGUCCUCCCUGAUCAGCAUCAGGAGCUCCCUGAACCGGUAUCUGAACGAGCCACCUUACUGCCGAACCCUGGACCUCACCAAGGACCCCGAGCUGCGCAGCGCCAACCUGACCCUGGCCGCGGUCAUCCGGAGGCUGGAGGAGCACGGAGCGGGUCCCGUGGUCCAGAAACAAGCCAUCACACGUUCAGACCUUCGAAAACUCUACGAGUCCCCCGUGUUCAACACCGAGACCCCAUUCGGACUGCUGAACAAGGUCUGGUUCGAGACUUGCAUGUACUUCUGCACCAGGGGCCGGGAGAACCAGCGGGAGCUAGAGGAGGACUCCUUCGGUCUGGCCGCGGAUGAAGAAGGAAGAAAGUUUGUGUACUUUAAGGCUCUGGGUCCAUACCACAAGUCCCGCUCCGCCGCCUGGACUCGGAGGCGUCCCGAGGCAGACGAGGACACUCUGCCGCGGAUGUACGAGACAGGCACGGAUCAGUGUCCGUACGUCAGCUUUGUCCGGUUCGUGUCCAAACGGAACCCGCUCUGCAGAGCGUUCUUCCAGCGGCCGCGGGACCACUGCUGCGCGAGCGACGUCACAUGGUUCGAGAACAAAGCCAUCGGGAAGAACCUCCUGGGCACGAGGAUGCAGAUGUUGUCGCGCGCAGCCAAACUCUCCAAGACUUAUACGAACCACUGCAUCGGCGCCGUUUCCAUAGCAACGCUUAACAGCAUCGUAGGCUGCACGCGGGCCACCGCGCUUCCUGCCGCCGCAGAAACGGCCAACGGUCACUCGCAGUCCCGCCUCCACAAGCACCGAGUCACUGACGGGACCGGAAUGGACCCGGUGCCAACAAGACUCAGCGCCGAUGAGGAGCCCGGAGCACCCCACGCCAAAAAGGCGCGCCUCCGCCCAGAGCUGGGCGCGGAGCCUGUCCGGAGCCCGGUACCGGCUCCCUCACAGGACAGCAGUGGCAGCACAGGGUGUCAGCAGCUGGCUUCUGUGUCUGAAGGGGGCUCCUCUGGGCUCCCCGCACCUGCCCAGCUCAACAAAACAAAUGCACCAGUCCACAUUGAUGUAGGAGGUCACAUGUACACCAGCAGCCUGGCCACUCUCACAAAAUACCCAGAGUCCAGAAUUGGACGCCUGUUUGAUGGAUCAGAACCCGUCGUGUUGGACAGUCUAAAGCAGCACUAUUUCAUCGAUCGAGAUGGCCUCAUGUUCCGCCACGUGCUGAACUUUCUCCGAACCUCCAAACUGCUCAUCCCUGACGACUUCACAGAAUACGCUCUGCUGUAUGAGGAAGCCACCUUCUUCCAGCUCGCUCCUCUGCAGGCAGAGCUGCAGCGCAAGAGGAACGAGCAGCAGCAUCAGGAAACAUGUCCACAGUGCGAGUGUGUCGUGCUUCAUGUAGCUCCAGAGCUUGGAGAGAAGAUAAGCGUGAGCUCCCAGAGGGUUGUCCUAGAGGAGGUUUUUCCUGAGCUGAGAGAGGAUUUCUCCACGUGGAAGCAGGAAUCCUCGUACGUCACUCGCUUUCCGCUCAGUAGAAGCUGCCACUUCAGCUCUGUUCAGGUUCUGGAGCGGUUACAGCAAAGAGGGUUCUGGAUCAUCGGUUCAAGUGGAGGUGGAGUGGACUCUUCCCAGUUCAGUGAAUACAUUCUACGAAGGAAUGUUCAAGGCAGUCGGCACCCCCCUGCGCUUAAACAGGAAAUCCAGGACUGAACUGAAAUUCUCACUUGAACGUGUUACAAACAGGUCAACCGGGACCCCAAGAUGUAACGGGGUGGAAGAAGGGAUGGGUACAAAAGAACAUCCAGAAGCAAGAAGAAACAGAAAGACAAGAAUGUCCCACCCACCUAAACUUGAAAGCAACAGUUUUGUUAAAUGAACCAACAGCUGCACAAAUACAUUUUUUUAAUCUGUUUUUCCUGAUUCUAUAACCAGAUGAGAGCUGAGGGUUUCCCUCAGAAUGAAUUCAGUCUUACUUAAAACCCUCAGAUGUCUGGUACUUACAUCAACCCCAAACAACACUCUGGAGUCUGAUCAGGCUCCUCUAGAUACCAAGUCAGACUCAAUAAGACACAGACUCAAUAAAAUUGUCUCAUAACGUUUUGUCAACUAGAAAAUAUCAAAGCUUUUGACAAAAUACAAAUGCUUUUAGAUUGCAUCAACAAGUUUGUUGCCUAUAUCAGUGAUCACACAUUUUUUUAUAUGUUCUACCACCAGACUUUUGAUCAGCAGCAGAGAAAAGCACUUGAAUUUGUCAUGACUCCCAAUCCUUCACCCUCCUCUGCCUUCAUGCAGCACACCUGGUCAAGCCCCAGCCAAGCCCUGUUUCCCUGACCACCACAAUCAGCUUCAUCCACUUCACCUGCUUCUGACUCCUCAGCUCAUCACUCACAUCUGUUUUCCCCUGCUACAAAAGAACCAGCCAUGCAGUCAUUCAAUGCCAGAUUAUUGAAGACUUGGUGCCAGUAAAUUCUCCAGCAAUUCACCCUGCCUGAUCUCUCCCUCCGGACCUCGUUUUUCUCCUGACCCCUGCCUGAACUCUGCCUGCCUCCACGACUUUCGCCUGUCCUCAGCCUCACCUCUUGCCUGUUCCCCGCAUCUGCAUGUCCGAUCUGGUUUUGACUCUCCCCUCCUCUCCGACUAUCUCCAGCCUCGCCCAACUCUGGUAACUCUUGCUUCAAAUAAAGACUUUUUUUUAAAUAUA
This is a messenger RNA of Nothobranchius furzeri (turquoise killifish), 4390 nucleotides long. RefSeq lists its product as uncharacterized. NCBI's taxonomy places the organism in Eukaryota, Metazoa, Chordata, Actinopteri, Cyprinodontiformes, Nothobranchiidae. The record is from RefSeq and is a predicted model, not a curated record. Gene Ontology annotation, molecular function: protein binding. Gene Ontology annotation, biological process: protein homooligomerization.